Molecule: messenger RNA, 282 nt
Organism: Dentiscutata heterogama
Lineage: Eukaryota; Fungi; Glomeromycota; Glomeromycetes; Diversisporales; Gigasporaceae
Source: the annotation of a GenBank genome assembly
AUGGACCUACCAAGGCCUCCCACCAAUAUUAUAUCAGAUACAAACAAAAACGCUAACAACACAGUCAAGUUAAACACAAACCUCUCCAUUAUAGCCACAACUGUCACACCUUCAACUAAAACAGACUCAACUGACAACAACUCGCAACUCAAAACAGAAAGCCACCCCAUAGCAAUAAGCACCCAACCCAUAGUAGCCUCUACAUCUACACCCGAUCUAGUACAUACACCUCCAGAGGACAACCCAACUCCAAUGGACACAAACAAACACUCCAAUGAGUAA